Molecule: messenger RNA, 840 nt
Organism: Prorocentrum cordatum
Lineage: Eukaryota; Dinophyceae; Prorocentrales; Prorocentraceae
Source: the annotation of a GenBank genome assembly
AUGCGGGGCCAGGAUUCCUACAGGGAUAGCAUGACCUGGCCCUGGCAGCAAGCCGAAUACGCAGCCAUGUCGAAGUCGCCGCCGGGCAUCACGCAGGGUUUUUUUCCUGCUGCUGCCGUGGCCGCGUACCCAACGUACCCGCCGCCGCAGCAGCCGCUUCGGAAAACGUCCUGCGAGCGUCACCUUGCCGCGGUUGUCUGCGGCGUCACGGCACUGUUAGCUGCCAUGGCGAUGGCGUUGUUGCACUUCGCUAGCACGGACCGCGAUUCAGGGACGCGAGGUUACCGAUUCGCGCCGCAGCCUUCGACUUCCAAUUCGACUCCGGAUAGCCCUAGCGAUUUCGAUUCCGAGGCUGUCGCGGUGAAUAUGGACUCGGACAUCAUUGUUUAUUCAGGAUGCGAGGACUGCCCCGAGGCAGAGUUCUGCGUGUACGCUGGCAACCCUGGCUGCGGUGGAGCUGGCACCGCUGAGGCGGUGACAUUCGACAACAGCCGCGCAGCAGAAGGGUGCCAAAUCAGACCUGUGCUGACGAUCCCUCGCUCGUACAUGAGAGACAUCGCCGACCUGCAAGCCAAGGGUGAGAUAUUGGCCAAACAAAUGCUUAAUAUCAUGCUUCGUCAAGGAUUCACCGAAUACCGAAAUCGCGGUCACUCGGGCCCCGUGCAGCAGUGCAUCCACUUGCCGAGCGGCGUGUCGGUGCGUUGGUUGCACCUUCACUCGUUCUGCGUCGGCGCGGGGGGCGGAUUCGACGGCAUGCCUGGGGGCAGCUCCCUGUGCGGAGUCAUGGAGGCCGCCGACGACGCCGAUCGGAUAGCAGGCGGCUGGUCUGCGCCGCCGUGA